AAAAAAGAAGGUUAUUUGUAACGUUCUCCUGCAAACGGUGGGGGGUGGGAAUAUAGAAAAGCUUUAAAAUGAAAAAGGACGGUAAACGGAUGACUGUGUAUAAGGCGGCGGCGUCCGAACGUUUGAAUUCCAUGCAGUUUAUAUAGCCGUUGAUCUUGUUAGGAAAGACGACUCAACUGGUUGUGAUUGUAGCAGCUCUCUCACAUCUCUGUGGUUGACGAAGCUGUUUGACUUGUUUCACGGAGAGGCUUACAUGUGCAUCAAGGUGGCGAACCGACGUGAUUCCGGUGAGUUUGUGAGGUACCCAGCUGCAGAAAACGAUGGUGGCGGUGGCAGCGGCAAUGAUGAUGACGAUGAGGCUUCGCGGCUGAAUACCACAGCAUUGAUGAUGCCACCGAUGAUGUUUUCGGAUUACAGCCGGACGCAGGAGAUGUCUGCUAUGGUGUCGGCUCUGACGCAUGUUGUCGCCGGGGAGAGGCCGACCGCUGCGACGGGUGAUUGGGUUUCGAAUACAGGCAGCUCAACUACGACUUUGGUGUCUUCACCUUCGUCUUCCUAUUCUUCAUCUUCUUUGGGUGGUGGAAGUGGUGGAAGUGGACAGAAGAGAGGACGUGAAGAACAGAGCCUUCAGUUGAAUGAAUCUGUUCUGAGGUUUUACAGAGGAUAUGGAAAUUUUCAGAACUUUCAAGGCGAAUCAUCAUCGGCUGAUAUUGCAGCAACUGAAGAAGGUCCAAGCAUUUUACCCAGCACAGCGGCAACAGUUUCCACCACAGCAACUCCAACCACUACAAUCGAAGAAAGCGCCUCCACCUAUGGAGGUGGUGAAAGGAGAAGAAGAUACAGGGGAGUUAGACAGAGGCCAUGGGGAAAAUGGGCCGCUGAGAUAAGAGAUCCACACAAAGCUGCUAGGGUCUGGUUAGGCACCUUCGACACUGCAGAAGCAGCCGCUAGAGCUUACGACGAAGCCGCUCUCAGAUUCAGAGGAAACAGAGCCAAACUCAACUUCCCAGAGAACGUCAUAAUUCGGCCACCGAUGCCCGUUUCUCCAACAACGCUUUUGCCCUCUUCAGCUUCUCCAUCAACUCUUAUGUCAGCCUCCCAAAUGUCACAACCAUUCCUCCAACCCCAAGCUCUACAACAGCAACACCAGAUGCAAAAUGCUGCAAGUAUUGCGAGAGAUUAUGCAGAUUAUUCACAGCUAUUGCAGAGCACUGUAGAUUUUCAGAGGAAUCAACCUACAAGUCUUCUAGAUCAACUUCUCCUCUCUUCUUUACAGUCUACUUCGACUUCUUCGUUUGCUUCUUCAUCUCAAGCUAUUAGUGCUGCUUCAUCACCCGCCUCUUCUGCUUUUCCUCUGUUUUACACAAGAGAAAACCAAAUGGGAUACCACAUUAGGCCACCGGACAGUAGUGGUCCGUCACCUUCGUCUACUUUUCAUCCGCCGGCUUGGACGGAUUCAAGUCAUUACCCUCCUUCUUCCAGUUGAUGCUCCUUUUUCAACUUUAUCCAUAUUUUGAUUUUGACAUAUAUACUUCUUGGCUUUAUGCGUUAUUGCGGGAUUGAUCGUAUCAUUCAUGAUGAUUAUUAGUUGAGAUUCUUUCACAGUUGAUUGUAUUUUUAUUAUUGUUGUUAUUUAUUAUUAUUAGUCUUUUUUAUAUAUAUAAAGAAAGAGGAAUUGAAAAUAUCAA
Magnolia sinica is the source of this 1688-nucleotide messenger RNA. RefSeq names its product ethylene-responsive transcription factor ABR1-like. NCBI's taxonomy places the organism in Eukaryota, Viridiplantae, Streptophyta, Magnoliopsida, Magnoliales, Magnoliaceae. The coding region runs from base 254 to 1486 and encodes 410 amino acids. The record is from RefSeq and is a predicted model, not a curated record. Gene Ontology annotation, biological process: regulation of DNA-templated transcription; ethylene-activated signaling pathway. Gene Ontology annotation, molecular function: DNA binding; DNA-binding transcription factor activity. The transcript has 2 exons.